Molecule: messenger RNA, 3793 nt
Organism: Pongo pygmaeus (Bornean orangutan)
Lineage: Eukaryota; Metazoa; Chordata; Mammalia; Primates; Hominidae
Gene: ZNF239
Product: zinc finger protein 239
Exons: 3
Coding region: 1940-3433 (497 amino acids)
Biological process (GO): regulation of transcription by RNA polymerase II
Cellular component (GO): nucleus
Molecular function (GO): DNA-binding transcription factor activity, RNA polymerase II-specific; RNA polymerase II cis-regulatory region sequence-specific DNA binding
Source: RefSeq, a predicted model, not a curated record
GAACUGUGGUUUUUUUCAUCUGUAAACUGAGGGUCUUGGGCUUGACUGUCUUUAAGUUUUCUUUUAGUUGUAUUAUUAUUCAUUUAAAUUGAAUGUGAAUUUAUAUUUAUCUUUCAGAUUCCAAGUCAAUUAUGGUAGUUGCUGGGGAUUUAAAGAUGAAUUGAGGCCAGACAUGGUGGCUCACACCUGUAAUCCCAGUACUUUGGGACGCUAAGUGGGGAGGAUCACCUGAGGUCAGGAGUUUGAGACCAGCCUGGCCAACAUAGUGAAGCCUCAUCUCUACUAAAAAUACAAAAAUUAGCUGGUCAUGUUGGUGCCUGUUGUAAUCCCAGCUACUCGGGAGGCUAAGGCAGGAGAAUCUCUUGAACCCGGGAGGUGGGGGUUGUAGUGAGCCGAGAUCAUGCCACUGCACUCCAGCCUGGGCAACAGAGUGAGACUCUGUCUCAAACAACAAAGAUGAGUUGAGUGUAGCCCCUAUCCUUCAGAAUCUUCCAGCCAACUUGGGAGACAGACUUAAUAGCUAUAGUAGAGGGAUGUGAAAGAUGCUAUGAGAUCUCAGAGGAGGAGAAUUCUAACUCAUCAUGCUUCAGAAAGAGGCUAUUGUCCUGGGACUGAAAGCUCCAAAAUGAAUGGGAGAGCUCAAUAAGUUAGGGCGUAUUAUAGAAAGGACUGUGCUAGACUCAAGUGUGAUGUGUUGAAUGCCUCCAGGUAAUCCAGUGUGCUUCUUCCUGCUUUUCCACUUCAAAGUAAAUUGUUAGAUACAGCAGAGAUGGGCUCUGGAAAGAAGUGGAAGGCCACAUGAUGGCAUGUAUGUAGUUCUGAGGAGGUUGACAUUUGUCUGAUAGAAACAGGAAACGAUUGAACUUGUGACCUUCCUCUUUGGUUGGCCUUUAGAAUAUCAAGUCUGCUCUCCCCACUGUAAGCAGGAGCACAGCCUUGGAGUGACUCCUUAGUGCCACUGAUACCUGGGAAGACUGUUGAUUAUUCAGUGUUUCAGUCCCAGCUUUGUCUUGCUUUAACAGGAGCACUAAUUUCCUUUCCUUUUCUCCCUUCCCUUGUCACAAUGAUUCUUCUCAUUUGGUCUACUCCUGUCAUUUUUUUACCUACCACAAAGUUAGUAGUCCACCAACAUAUCCUUUCCCUUCUCAGAAUGGAAUCCCACCUGCCAUUUUAUCUUGAGGACCUUAAAAAAUUAAUAACUCUGGUUGUCUAACCUAGGGACUGAAAGAUGACAAAAAUUGUACUACAAAGAAUUGGUAAGGAGUUAUUGUAGCUUAGGUAAGAAAAAAAAAUAAGGGUCUUACUAAGACUGGCAGUGGAAAUGAAAAAGAGGUAACACAUUGGAGGGAAAUUUAGGAGGCAGAAUUGACAGGAUCUGAAAUGGUUUGAAUAUUGUUGAGGUAGAGAAGGAGGAUUAGACAAUCCAGACGACUGGAUGGAAGACGGAUAAAAAAUAAGGGAGAGAAAAGAUGAUUGGUGGGCUUGCAUCUCUGAAGAUAGAAGAAGGGAUUUGAUCUAGAAUGCACAGGAAGAGAUUAGCCUUAAACAGAAAGAAAUUUUUUUUUCUCUGUGGUCUGAAGAGAAGUUCUGCUUGGGAAGAGCAGCCAGUCUACUUGCUUUUAAUAUGCCAUGGGUCGUGCGUUGCUAAAGGAUGUAGUGAUGGAGCUUGAAGGCAGCAACAUUUGCUUCUGUUUGUUUGUCCCACCUUUACUCCGGGGCUUUAGCCUCCUUUUCCAGCCCUCUUCCUCAGAGUGGAGACCAGUGACCUUGAACAGAAAGCUUGGGAGACAACACCCAUCCUUACCUUCAUCUUUACUCUCAUCCUUCCCCACUGGUGACAAGUUGGGAACCAGUUACAUUCAAGGAUGCCUCUGUGGCCUUCACCGAGGAGGAGUGAGGCCACCUGGACUCUGCUCCCAGGAGGCUGUGCAGAGCUGUGAUGCUGGGCAACUACAGAAACUUUGGAGACUUGAAUGAAAAUUCUGUGGAGAAUCUUCAGCAGGAAACACUUCAGGAUCUGUUACAUGAGCUUUCCUUCUGGCUAGUUUUGGAAGGCAUGGCCAGUACAAUUACUGGAAGUCAGGAUUGUAUUGUGAAUCAUCGAGGGGAAAUGGAUGGGGAGCCUGAACUAGAUAUUUCCCCUUGUCAACACUGGGGAGAAGCAUCUUCUCCUAUUUCCAGAAACAGGGACAGUGUGAUGACUCUUCAAAGUGAUUGUUUCAAAAACAUUGAAAGUGAAACAUAUUUGCCUUUGAAAGUCUCAAGCCAAAUAGACACACAAUACUCUUCAGUGAAGUUCUGUAAGAAUGAGCCUCGGGGUCAUCAGGAAAGCAAACGUCUCUUUGUAAUGGAAGAAAGCACUGAGAGAAAAGUGAUAAAGGGGGAAAGUUGUUCAGGGAACCUUCAAGUUAAACUGGUGUCUGAUAGACAAGAACUGGCCUCGCCAUUGUUAAAUGGUGAGGCAACUUGCCAGAAUGGCCAGUUAGAAGAAUCUUCGGAUCCCAUUGACUGUAACUGCAAAGACAUUCAUGGAUGGAAAUCACAGGUGGUCAGUUGUAGUCAUCAGAGAGCUCACACAGAGGAGAAACCCUGUGACCAUAAUAACUGUGGGAAAAUACUUAACACCAGCCCAGAUGGUCAUCCAUAUGAGAAAAUCCACACUGCAGAGAAACAAUACGAAUGUAGUCAGUGUGGUAAGAACUUCAGUCAAAGCUCAGAGCUACUACUUCAUCAGAGAGACCACACAGAAGAAAAACCCUACAAAUGUGAGCAAUGUGGGAAGGGCUUCACAAGGAGCUCGAGUCUGCUUAUCCAUCAGGCAGUCCACACAGAUGAGAAGCCUUAUAAGUGUGACAAGUGUGGGAAGGGCUUCACCAGGAGCUCAAGUCUGCUCAUCCAUCAUGCCGUCCAUACAGGCGAGAAACCUUAUAAAUGUGACAAGUGUGGGAAGGGCUUUAGUCAGAGCUCCAAACUGCACAUCCACCAGCGAGUCCACACUGGAGAGAAGCCCUAUGAGUGUGGGGAGUGUGGUAUGAGCUUCAGUCAGCGCUCAAACCUGCACAUCCAUCAGCGAGUACACACGGGAGAGAGGCCCUACAAGUGUGGUGAGUGUGGGAAGGGCUUCAGUCAGAGCUCGAACCUUCACAUUCACCGGUGCAUCCACACGGGAGAGAAGCCUUAUCAAUGCUAUGAGUGUGGGAAGGGUUUCAGCCAGAGCUCGGAUCUUCGCAUCCAUCUCAGAGUCCACACUGGAGAGAAGCCCUAUCACUGUGGCAAGUGUGGGAAGGGAUUUAGCCAGAGUUCCAAACUCCUCAUCCACCAGAGAGUACAUACUGGAGAGAAGCCCUAUGAGUGCAGCAAGUGUGGGAAGGGCUUCAGCCAGAGCUCCAACCUUCACAUCCACCAGCGGGUUCACAAGAAAGAUCCUCGCUAAGUGACAUUAGCCCAUUCAGGUCUUCACAGCGCUCAUACUGUAAAAACUGUUAAAUAUUUAGUAUCACUCUUACCUUUAUAUUCUACAAAGGAGAGAGAUGUAAGGGUUAUUUAGAUAUGUUCCCUCACUGAAAAAUCAUUCAUUCAAAGUAUUUAAAUAUCAAGCACUUUGUUAUGCUGUACAAUGAAUGGAUUGUUCUUGUUUCUCAGAUGGGUAGAGUAAAAGUGUCUGUACUUUACAAUUCAACUACAUAUUCUACCCAGCAUUUUAACGGCAAGAACUUUAUAUUUAUUCUCAAGCAGGGCAUGUUUCCCUUUGUUCACAUUCUCUGAGAAAUUGAAACUCUGGUUUCUCUUCAAA